Messenger RNA from Phycomyces blakesleeanus NRRL 1555(-), 1008 nucleotides. RefSeq lists its product as hypothetical. Gene Ontology annotation, cellular component: nucleosome. The record is from RefSeq and is a predicted model, not a curated record. Gene Ontology annotation, biological process: nucleosome assembly. Bases 89 to 466 code for a protein of 125 amino acids. NCBI's taxonomy places the organism in Eukaryota, Fungi, Mucoromycota, Mucoromycetes, Mucorales, Phycomycetaceae. Gene Ontology annotation, molecular function: protein heterodimerization activity; structural constituent of chromatin; DNA binding. The transcript has a single exon.
UUCACUUCCUUUUUUUUCUCUUUCACCAGAAAACUUUACAUUCACAUUUUUUUAUUUUUUUUUAUAAAAAUAAUCAUAUAUCAUAAAAAUGGCCCCCAAGACUGAUAAGCCCGUUGCCGGAAAGGCCCCCGCCAAGGUUGUUGAGAAGAAGGUCAAGGCCGAUGGAAAGAAGAAGAGAGUCACCCGCAAGGAGACCUACUCCUCCUACGUCUACAAGGUCCUCAAGCAGGUCCACCCCGAUACCGGUAUCUCCAACAAGGCCAUGUCCAUCUUGAACUCCUUUGUCAACGAUAUCUUUGAGCGCAUUGCCACCGAAGCCUCCAAGCUCGCCUCCUACAACAAGCGUUCCACCAUCUCCUCCCGCGAGAUCCAGACCGCCGUCCGUCUCAUCCUCCCCGGAGAGUUGGCCAAGCACGCCGUCUCUGAGGGUACCAAGGCCGUCACCAAGUACACCUCCUCCAAGUAAACACCAAAACAGAGAAAAAUCAAAAGCAAACCAAAAAAUCAAAAAAUAAUUCCCAUUCAAAAACAAAACAAAAAAAAUGCAUAUAUAUAUAUAUAUAUAUAUAAACUUUUAUAUAUUUUGAACUGAAGCUUUAAAAAGAGUAAAUGUGAUUGGAGAAGAGAGAGAUAAAGAGAUAUAUUCUAUAAGAUGAUAAUACAAUUUUGAAUUUUUUUUUUGCUUUGUUUAUUUUCAAGAAUAAUAAUCAAUUCAACACCACAUAUAUAUAUCAUUUAUACAAUUUUUUUUUUAAAAAAAAAUCUUUUGAUCCACUCAACAUGAUUGUCACUUUAUUUCAAUUUUUUUUAUAUUAUGUUAGUUUAAUAUCCAUGUACAGACCAUUUUCCCAUAUUGAUUUCAAAUGAUUAAAGAACCAAUUUUUUUUUGAUUCUAUACCUACUUUAUACUUGAUGUAAAUUUUGCCCAAAUUGUAUUUAUUAUUAUCUUGUAAGAAAAGGUUGAAUUGAAAUAAAGGUCUAGUACAACCUGUCUUUAUCAUUAUCAUU